UCCUCCCCCUCUCUCCUUCCUCCUCCUCCCUCUUCUACUCUCCUCUUCCCUCUCUCCCUCCCCUCCCUCCCUCCCCGCCCUCCCCCCGGAGCCCGCACGCCGGCACCCUUCGUGCCUGGGGGGAGGUACAGCGACAAGUGGUACAGCGAGCUCCAGGCGAAGAUCGUGAAGGCUGGACUCAAGGCGAAGCCGUCCCAGCUGGUGGUCUCCAACAAGGACGGGUGGCCCGUGCUCUGGUCCCCCGACGACGACGACAGCUCGAUCCCCGAUGAGGAUCAGUGGCCGCUGACGUUCACGGACGUCACCCGCAAGUGGUCCGCCGCGAUCUGGCGCGGGGAGGCGGCGGACAAGUACCGGCUGGUCAAGGCCACCGCGCGUCCUAUCUGUUUGGUGUGAAAGUCGGGCAUGUCUCUCUCAAUACUCGAACGUAGUAAAAAUAGUCUGG
Messenger RNA from Prorocentrum cordatum, 445 nucleotides. The record is from the annotation of a GenBank genome assembly. NCBI's taxonomy places the organism in Eukaryota, Dinophyceae, Prorocentrales, Prorocentraceae.